Molecule: messenger RNA, 1770 nt
Organism: Perkinsus marinus ATCC 50983
Lineage: Eukaryota; Perkinsozoa; Perkinsida; Perkinsidae
Product: DEAD/DEAH box helicase, putative
Exons: 6
Coding region: 1-1770 (589 amino acids)
Molecular function (GO): nucleic acid binding; ATP binding
Source: RefSeq, a predicted model, not a curated record
AUGCUAUGGGCUUCAUCGAGAAGCUUUUCGACUACCAUCGAUAAGCUGGCAUCAUUGGAUACAGCCGGGUUCCUGUCACAUGGUGUGAGGAAUGCUCUGCGGGCUAUGGGAUUCACUGGCCUUACUAGCAUCCAGGAGAAGUCUUUUGAGCCUAUUGUCAAAGGUCAGCCAUUCAUCGGUCGGGCUCGCACUGGCACCGGCAAAACUCUGGCCUACUUGCUACCAAUCACCGAACGGCUGAGGAACGAGCGCUUCUCCGGUCCAGGGGCAGCCAUCGUCGUCCUGCCCUCCAGAGAAUUGAGUCGACAGGUGGCAUCGGUCCUGUUGUCUCUGCUACCUCAAGCCACAGUAGUCUUAGCGACGGGUGGGCACGGCAACAUGAAAGCCCUAGUUAGAGAGAUCGAGAACAGCAAUCCCGAGAUAGUUAUUGGGACUCCCGGUCGUAUAGUACAACUCGUGACGAACGGGGCAAUACCAGUCGGAAGGAUAAGGAUAGUUGUGCUAGAUGAAGCCGAUGCAGUGCUCAAAGAUGGCACCAAGACGAGCGCUCACGUGGAGUCACUGCUAGCCCAAGUGAAGCCGUUUUCGCCACAGACUGUGGUAUUUUCGGCAUCGAUGUCGGAUGUGGUCGUGAGGAAGGUGUCCGAGAUUGGUGGAGCUAAUUCAGUGAAGGUGGAUCUUGUGGCCAGUGGUUUCAGUUACCGUCAGCCAGCAACAGUCCGAUCGACUAUCCACAGGAUGAUUCGUCUCCCUGAGCGUGCUAACCUCACUCGUUAUCGAGGAUUGUGCCAUGUUCUCCGAGGCCUCGCAGCGGACAGUCAGGCGCUCAUCUUUGCGAACACCACCAAGGAGGCUCUUGCUAUUGCCCGGCACCCUGCAGUGGAAGGUCUCGGGGUGAAACCUUUACAUUCGGAAAUGCCCCAAAGUCAACGUGACUGGUUGCUCAACUCUUUCCGUGGUAGAAGGAUUCGCUUUCUGGUCACGACAGACUUACUCAGUCGCGGGAUAGACCUACCAGGGCUCCAGUACGUCAUCCUCUUCCGACCACCUGAAGACCCCACAGCGUAUGUGCACAGGGCCGGGCGAACGGGAAGGGCCGGUGACGAGGGCGAGGUCAUUACAUUGUAUGAUAAGAGUGAUUGGCCUAUGAUGCAAAAGAUCAUGGAAACGACCAAACAGAAUUUCGAGAACAGCAGUCUUCCGACGGAAGAAGAGCUGAGAUCGCACGCGUAUGCAGCUGUCGCGACGGAAAUCUUGUCGGUUCCAUCCAAUUCCUGGAAGUGUCUUGAAGCGAUCGCCAGAGACUUGGUGACCGAAGGCAAGGCACGGGAAGUUCUAGCACGAGUGGUAUCGCUGUUGAACACAGACGCUCAGCUGCAACCGAAAAAAAGCAAGGUUUCGCUUUAUUCCGGGGUGCCGGACUUCACCGCGGUCCUCAUAUCUGAUUUUGACCACACUCUCUAUCCCUCAGUGGAGGCUCUACAGUCACGUGUGCCAUGUCCCCUCGAGAGGGUGAGGAAAGCUGAGGCUGGCUGGGUUGCUGAUGUUGCGAACUCCAAUGUGGAUUACUUGAUGAAGUCUGGUGUUGUGGAAGUGAACAUUUUGGAUCGAGUACCCAAAACGUUUGAUGCUGAGAAGACGAGAAAAGCGAAGGGAAGGGGCGUGCCAUGGCGACAUGCCCGAGAAUUGACCAAGUUGAGAGCAGCCCGAAUCCGACAUAAACGAGAGUCUCGGAAAAGCCAAUUACAGCAGAGUAUGCGGAUAACAUGA